AUGCCACCGUCCACCACAUGGGUGGAGAGCACGCUCCACCGCGCGCUGGCUUUGGUCUUGGUCUUCUACUCCCACGACGCCAUGGGUCAACUCUGGUCGCGCUUUCUCAUCGAGCUCGCCCUCGCCGUGGUGUUGCUGAUGCUCCAGACACAUUUGCCGCGAUAUCACUUCCUCGUCCGCUUCCUCAACCCUUUCAUGUCCUGCUUCCCACUGGUCAUCCCCGACGCCGGUCUCGCCCUGAUUCACAAACUCUUCAUCCUCGCCAACUUUGAGCUCGGGCGUCUCACCAGAACCUAUCCCCCUCGCGUCUGGACAUGGCCCGUCCUCUGCGUAGCCUCGUUGGCUCUGCAUCUCAUCAUCGCGCCAGUGGCAGAGGAAAUGCUGCUGCCCGCCCUGUCCAUACGUUCCUUGAAAUGUGCAAACUUUCUCGAUGUCGACAAGAACAACGGCGAGUUUCGGUUCAAUGACCGGGACGAACACCUGGCCAUGGCUCUUGACGUGGGCUAUCGUGCGCUGCAACGCAUUCCCAAAAUGGGCUUGGAAGCAGAUUUCUACAGCGCCGUGGACGCACUCGACACCAUCGCCCCUUCGUUGAAACAAACGGUCACCCUCCCGCAGGUUGUGAAGCAAGUCCUUGUCCUUGUGCCAAGUCCCAAACCGGAUACCUCCUCAUCCACCUUCCCUUUCAGCUUUCUGUCCAGCUCCUUGUCGGCCUCCAACAUCACCCCCGCGACUACCGUCGAGCCACGAAAUUACAGGCUGAUGAAGGAAUACGUUGGUCCCCACCAAGACCACAUCCUCGCCUUGGCCAAUUCAAUCUACACCGAAAUCAACAUCACUCGACCCAUCUAUAUGCAGUGGCUAUCACGUCAAGUCAACAUCCACGCGACCCUCUCUUCCCAAGAUUACCCCUCCCUCCACAAUGCCUUUUCCAAUUCCUGUGGAUUUCCCUGGCCGUGGCGCGAUACCGUCUUCUGGUCCAUCGUCAAACUGCGCUGCGUCCUCUUAUCCCCCACGACCAUCCGGUGGAUACAGCAAUACUACAAUGGCGCCCUCUGGUACGAAGCCAAGCGCACCGUUGGCUUUCAACCAUCGCCGAUCCCCUUCUGGCAUCUCCACACCCACGUCCUCCCCACAUUCGCCGGCGAGCUCCUCGAAUGGAAUGAUACCCUCGUUACCAAUCUACCCAAGAUUGCUCCGCCCAACAUUCCCCUGAAACCUCUCCCCAUCGAUGAGCAGGGCCUCCGCGACCUCGGCAUUACCCUCCAUCAAGCGACGAAGUACAAUCACGGGAUGAGGAACUACUUCAGCGCCCAUCUUGAGCCGGACGAACAACGCAAACUCCAAGGUGUAGAGGUCGAUAUUGCAACGGACCUCGCGUGCGUGAUUUCAGUGAUGGAGAACGCGAGGAUACCCUCCUCCCGCUGGAGUAAGGAUAUAUGGGAGGUCUUGAUCAAGGAGCGGGAAAAAGCGCAGAGUGCUGUGCUGAACAUGUGGCUUACGACCGUGGGUAGCGAUCCCCACAAGGAGCCGAAAGUGAACAAGGGCUCCGGGGUGGAAGCUGUUCUGGAGUGGAUCAAGAAGGUUGGGGACUUGUUGUUGUUGUUGGUGACAGAGUUGUUGUUGGUGGUGACAGAGCAGGAGAUUGCAUCUUGCGUGCUAAACGACACCUUCGCGUUCUCUUUCCGCUCGGGUCGUUCGACGAUUGAAGGGGUGGAUCGUUUCAUGCGGCCGAAUGCGGUUAUGGACAAUUCUCAAAUGAACCUUUUCCCAAAGAGCGACCCCGAAAUCGAUCAAUGA
Zymoseptoria tritici IPO323 is the source of this 1800-nucleotide messenger RNA. RefSeq lists its product as uncharacterized. NCBI's taxonomy places the organism in Eukaryota, Fungi, Ascomycota, Dothideomycetes, Mycosphaerellales, Mycosphaerellaceae. Bases 1 to 1800 code for a protein of 599 amino acids. The transcript is spliced from 5 exons. The record is from RefSeq and is a predicted model, not a curated record.